This is a messenger RNA of Drosophila gunungcola (fruit fly), 2324 nucleotides long. It is a transcript of the gene Fatp3, whose product is annotated as long-chain fatty acid transport protein 4. Lineage: Eukaryota; Metazoa; Arthropoda; Insecta; Diptera; Drosophilidae. The record is from RefSeq and is a predicted model, not a curated record. Gene Ontology annotation, molecular function: long-chain fatty acid-CoA ligase activity; long-chain fatty acid transmembrane transporter activity. Gene Ontology annotation, biological process: triglyceride homeostasis. Gene Ontology annotation, cellular component: endoplasmic reticulum.
AGCCGCUCCCGAUCGCAGCGCCAGUUAUUUCUUACUCUAUGAUCCGACGUCGUUUGUACAGAUCAUUCGUGCUAUAUAUCUACGUUUUGUGGCUGCUUUCCGUGCAAAGAACCGUUUGUGAUCGUGCUAGACAAAAAUGAGCGGGAACGAGGAACGCGGCGAUCAGCAGGAUCAAGAGGAUCAGGAUCAGGCUGGCGGCAGGAAAAUGGAGAUCCAGCUGGAGCUGAACCUCAAGCAGAAGUUGGCCACUCGGCUGGCCACCCUUCUGCUGGCCACCCUGAUCUUCGCCAGCUUCUGUUGGGACAAUGCGGCGGCCAGUCUCACUCUGGGAGCAGUUGUGGCCCUUCUACUCAGGAAUCCCACCUUCGUCUUUGCCCUGGUGAUGACCUGCUCAAGGGACGUAAUGGCGCUGCAGCGCUUUCUGGCCCUCAAUAUCUAUCUGCUGCGGAGAGAUCGUCGGGGUUGCACCGUAGCCCGAUGUUUUCAGGAGCAGGCCAAGUCCUGUCCCCAGAAAACCUGCUUUCUUAUGGAAAAUCGCAGUCUAAGCUUUGCGGAGGCCUUGGAACUAAGCCAGAAGAUUGCCGGGUACUUCAAGGAUCAAGGUCUGCAGAGGGGCGAUUGUGUGGCCCUGUUGAUGGAGACCCGUCUGGAGUAUCCCUGCAUUUGGUUGGGCCUCUCGCAACUUGGUGUGAUCACGGCCCUUAUAAACUCCAAUCUGCGAGGGGAAUCACUGCUGCACUCCAUCAAAGUGGCCAACGCCAAGGCCAUAAUUGUGGGCAGUGAACUGCUGGAUGUGCUAAAAUCGCUUAGGGAAAAGGAGCAACUUCAGGCGGUGCCCAUCUAUCAGUAUACAGACGAGGAGCUAAGGGGGCUUCCAGGACACGAUCUUCUGCCGGGAGCUGUGGAUCUAGGCAGUGCUUUACGGAACCAGAAAAUACUGGAGCUGCCAAGUUCUAAAUCACCCGAAGAGGCCCGUUCAAAACUGCUCUAUGUGUACACCUCGGGAACUACGGGUCUGCCCAAAGCGGCUGUGAUCACCAACCUGCGAUUUCUGUUCAUGUCCGCCGGAGCCUUCUAUAUGCUCAGGAUGACUAGCAGUGAUGUGGUGUACAAUCCCCUGCCCUUAUAUCACACUGCUGGCGGAAUUGUGGGAGUGGGCAAUGCCAUUCUAAAUGGAUCCACGGUGGUGCUGCGCAAGAAGUUCUCGGCCAGGAAUUUCUGGCUGGAUUGCCAGCGCCACAGCUGCACAGUGGCCCAGUAUAUUGGCGAGCUGUGUCGCUACCUCCUGGCCACGCCCUACUCCCCCGAUCAGCAGCAACACAGCCUGCGCCUGAUGUACGGCAACGGACUGAGGCCACAGAUCUGGUCGCAGUUCGUCCGCCGCUUCGGCAUCCCGCACAUCGGCGAGAUCUACGGCGCCACCGAGGGUAACUCCAACCUGAUCAACAUCACCAAUCGCGUGGGAGCCAUUGGCUUUGUGCCCGUCUACGGAUCGGGACUCUAUCCCGUGCAAGUCCUUCGCUGCGACGAGCAAACGGGUGAGCUGAUCAAGGACGCGCAGGGUCACUGCAUCAGGUGCCAGCCGGGACAGGCGGGACUGUUGGUGGGCAAAGUGGAUGCCCGGCGGGCAGUGAGUGCCUUCCACGGCUACGCGGACAAGGGUGCCUCGGAACAGAAGCUUCUGCGGAAUGUCUUCUCCAAAGGAGACGUCUUCUUCAAUUCCGGUGACAGUGUGGUGCGCGACAUCCUGGGCUACUUCUACUUUAAGGACCGCACAGGCGACACCUUUCGCUGGCGCGGCGAGAACGUGGCCACCCAGGAGGUGGAGGCCAUCAUCACCAACUGCAUUGGCCUCGAGGAUUGCGUGGUCUACGGUGUACAGAUCCCCCAUGUGGAGGGUAAGGCCGGAAUGGCAGCGAUUGUGGACCCGGGGCGCAAGGUGGACAUGGAUUACCUGUCCAUAGUGCUGAGGGGCAGUCUGCCUCCCUAUGCCCGCCCCCUUUUCAUCCGACUGCUGGACGAGAUUCCGCGCACCGCCACCUUCAAGCUGAAGAAACGAGAGCUGGCCCAGGAGGGUUACGACAUCCGAACGCUGGCGGACCCCAUAUACUAUCUGAAUCGGGACGGGAUCUAUAGGACUCUCAGCCAGGAGCAGUACGAGUCUUUGCGCUUGGGAAAGGCGGGACUCUGAAGCCCCUUUCUCCACCGAAGUGUUAUUCCAGCCACUCACUCCUCUGUGUUUAUAGCUAAACGUUUGUGUGUGUGUGUGUGUGUGUCCAAAUGUAUUUUUAACGCUUAAACAACGACUGAUACCAAAAAUGCCA